CAGCGAACAGAAAGGUUAUAUAUAUAAACAUAUGUUAAUAAGGUCAUACAAAAUACCCAAAUUUCAAACUACGCUGUUAAUUAUCCAGGAAAAACAAAUUAAAUCACAUCCUCAAUUAUUUAUUAUACUUCAAUUAAUUUAAGAUACAAUAAAAAAUUCUAUUUAUACGAUGUUGGGUUUACACAGAGCCAGUACUUCCAAACAUCCUCAAGUCUACUUUCAUAUCCUAACAUUAUUAAUUGUUGUUAUUUGUGAGGCACAAGGUGAAAUGUAUCCAUCGAAAUGGAAGACUUCUGAGGCUGAUAUCGAUUAUGUGCCUGUGAACAGAAUGAUGAUGAAUGCCCUACUUGAUAAUACUGCUCAUAAUAAUAAUAACAAUAAUGAUGAUUAUCGAAGAAUAAGAACAAGAGAAGCAAAACUUGUUCCUCCUGAAAGACCAGCAAUCUUUGAAUCACCUGAAGCAUUGAGAGCAUAUUUACUCAAGUUGAAUGAAUAUUUUGCAAUUAUUGGUCGUCCAAGAUUCGGUCGAAGAAGAUGAUCAGGAAACUACGAAAAGAAAACUGAAACAAAAACCAACUGAAUUCCAUUUGACUGUGAAUGUGUCGUUAAUCUUCUGUGUAACACAAAUUACGUAACACAUUUAUAUACAUUUACCCACACACCAACACACACACACACACAUUUGAGUCAGCAUACAUUCGAAUUGUUAUAGAAAUACCCAUCUGCCUAUAUUUAUAAUAAAAAAAUAAAUAAAUUCGCAUAUAAGUGACAAGUUCACAACACACACACAG
Messenger RNA from Trichobilharzia szidati, 791 nucleotides. Lineage: Eukaryota; Metazoa; Platyhelminthes; Trematoda; Strigeidida; Schistosomatidae. The record is from the annotation of a GenBank genome assembly.